GCCGAGUUAAAGAGAUUAAUGUUCUUAUAAAUACAAGCAUUACGUUAGCUUCAGAUCAAACACACCUUAAAGUCUUAAACAUAUUGUUCUGUUUUAAAUAUACUAGUUUCUUUCUCUUUCUCUCUAUCUCGCGAUGGAAGCUCAACACCUUCAUGCUAAGCCUCGAGCUGAAGGAGAAUGGUCCACAGGAUUCUGUGAUUGCUUCUCCGACUGCAAAAAUUGUUGUAUCACAUGUUGGUGUCCAUGUAUUACAUUUGGCCAAGUCGCUGAGAUUGUAGAUCAAGGAUCAACCACGUGCGGUACGGCUGGAGCACUAUACACGUUGAUAAGUUGUUUCACGGGUUGUGGAUGUAUAUACUCGUGUUUCUAUCGUGGAAAGAUGAGAGCUCAAUACAAUAUUGGAGGCAAUGAUUGUGGAGACUGCCUUAAACAUUUCUUCUGCGAGCUCUGUGCUCUUACCCAACAAUACCGUGAACUCAAAAACCGUGGUUUCAAUAUGGAUCUUGGAUGGGCUGGGAACGUACAGAGGCAGCAGAACCAAGGCGUGGCGAUGGGUGCUCCAGUCUUCCAAGGCGGCAUGACCCGCUAAGAUUUAUUCCUUCAUAUGCAAUUCAUCUAAGUCAAUUCAAUAAAACGAGGUUUAAUCGUCUGCCUGUGUUUGUGUAAUAUGUUUGUUAUUAAGUGCUUUUGUAAAAAAAGUGUUGGUUAAGAAAAUGGUUGUAUCUAUUUGUAAUUUUGUAUAAUAUUCGGUCUACUGAUAUACUUAUGUUGGAGUAGUCAACUUUAAUGCCAUUAUAUAUACAUACGUCUUUGACUUGAUUUGGUCGAGAUUGUAAAUGUGAGAUUGGAUGGCAUACUUUUAAAUAUUUUAAUUAAAUCUGCUUUUUAUUUUA
Brassica rapa (field mustard) is the source of this 893-nucleotide messenger RNA. Its product is annotated as protein PLANT CADMIUM RESISTANCE 2. Lineage: Eukaryota; Viridiplantae; Streptophyta; Magnoliopsida; Brassicales; Brassicaceae. The record is from RefSeq and is a predicted model, not a curated record.